Pelmatolapia mariae (spotted tilapia) is the source of this 19056-nucleotide messenger RNA. RefSeq names its product mucin-12-like. The annotation marks the transcript as partial. The record is from RefSeq and is a predicted model, not a curated record. Lineage: Eukaryota; Metazoa; Chordata; Actinopteri; Cichliformes; Cichlidae. The transcript has 12 exons.
ACGGCUCCUCCUACAACAACCACCACUGCCCAACCGACCACCACCACCACCACCACGGCUCCUCCGACAACAACCACCACUGCCCCACCGAGCACCACCACCACAGAUCCUACUACAACAACCACCACUGCCCAACCGACCACCACCACCACGGCUCCUCCGACAACAACCAGCACUGCCCCACCAACCACCACCACCACAGAUCCUACUACAACAACCACCACUGCCCAACCGACCACCACCACCAUCACCACGGCACCUCUUACAACAACCACCACUGCCCCACCGACCACCACUACGGCUCCUCCUACAACAACCACCACUGCCCAACCGACCACCACCACCACCACGGCUCCUCUGACAACAACCACCACUGACCCAGCGACCACCACCACAACAGCUGCUCCGACAACAACCACCACUGCCCAACCGACCACCACCACCACCACCACGGCUCCUCCGACAACAACCACCACUGCCCCACCGAGCACCACCACCACAGAUCCUACUACAACAACCACCACUGCCCAACCGACCACCACCACCACGGCUCCUCCGACAACAACCAGCACUGCCCCACCGACCACCACCACCACAGAUCCUACUACAACAACCACCACUGCCCAAACGACCACCACCACCAUCACCACGGCUCCUCUUACAACAACCACCACUGCCCCACCGACCACCACUACGGCUCCUCCUACAACAAACACCACUGCCCAACCGACCACCACCACCACCACGGCUCCUCUGACAACAACCACCACUGACCCAGCGACCACCACCACAACAGCUGCUCCGACAACAACCACCACUGCCCAACCGACCACCACCACCACCACGGCUCCUCUGACAAGAACCACCACUGACACAGUGACCACCACCACAACAGCUGCUCCGACAACAACCACCACUGCCCCACCGACCACCACCACGGCUCCUCCUGCAACAACCACCACUGCCCAACCGACCACCUCCACCACGACCACGGCUCCUCUAACAACAACAACCACUGCCCCACCGACCACCACGACCACGGCUCCACUGACAACAACCACUACUGCCCCAACAACCACCACCACCGCGGCUCCUCCGACAACAACCACCACAACCACCACUGCCCCACCGACCACCACGACUCCUCCUACAACAACUACCCCUGCCCCACCGACCACCACCAUGGCUCCUCCUACAACAACCACCACUGCCCCACCGACCACUACCACAACGGCACCUCCCACGACCACCACUGCCCCACCGACCACCAGCACGGCUCCUCCUACAACAACCACCACUACCCAACCGACAACCACCACCACCACGGCUCCUCCUACAACAACCACCACUGCCCCACCGACCACCACCACCACGGCUCCUCCGACAACAACCACCACUGCCCCACUGACCACCAUCACCACCACCACCACGGCUCCUCCUACAACAAUUACCACUGCCCAAACGACCACCACCACAAGAGCUGCUCCGACAACAACCACCACUACCCCACCGACCACCACCACGGCUCCUCCUGCAACAACCACCACUGCCCCACCGACCACCUCCACCACCACCACCACCACGGCUACUCUGACAACAACUACCACUGACCCACCUACCACCACGACAACGGCUCCUCCGACAACAACCACCACUGCCCCACCGACCACCAGCACGGCUCCUCCUACAACAACCACCACUACCCAACCGACAACCACCACAACGGCUGCUCCGACAACAACCACCACUGCCCCACCGACCACCACCACAACGGCUGCUCCGACAACAACCACCACUGACCCACCGACCACCGCCUCCACGGCUCCUCCUACAACAAUCACCCCUGCCCCACCGACCACCACCACGGCUCCUCCUACAACAACCACCACUGCCCCACCGACCACCACCACCACAGAUCCUACUACAACAACCACCACUGCCCAACCGACAACCACCACCACCACGGCUCCUCCGACAACAACCACCACUGCCCCAACGACCAUCACCACCACAGAUCCUACUACAACAACCACCACGGCACAACCAACCACCACCACCACGGCUCCUCCGACAACAACCACCACUGCCCCACCGACCACCACUACGGCUCCUCCUACAACAACCACUGCCCAACCGACCACCACCACCACCACGGCUCCUCUGACAACAACCACCACUGACCCAGCGACCACCACCACAACAGCUGCUCCGACAACAACCACCACUGCCCCACCGACCACCACCACGGCUCCUCUGACAAAAACCACCACUGCCCAACCGACCACCUCCACCACCACCACGACCACGGCUCCUCUGACAACAACCACCACUGCCCCACCGACCACCACGACCACGGCUCCUCCGACAACAACCACCACUGCCCCAACAACCACCACCACCACGGCUCCUCCUACAACAACCACCACUGCCCUACCGACCACCACCACGGCUCCUCCUACAACAACCACCACUGCCCAACCGACCACCACCACCACGGCUCCUCCGACAACAACCACCACUGCCCCACCGAGCACCACCGCCACAGAUCCUACUACAACAACCACCACUGCCCAACCGACCACCACCACCACGGCUCCUCCGACAACAACCACCACUGCCCCACCGACCACCACCACCACAGAUCCUACUACAACAACCACCACUGCCCAACCGACCACCACCACCAUCACCACGGCUCCUCUUACAACAACCACCACUGCCCCACCGACCACCACUACGGCUCCUCCUACAACAACCACCACUGCCCAACCGACCACCACCACCACCACGGCUCCUCUGACAACAACCACCACUGACCCAGCGACCACCACCACAACAGCUGCUCCGACAACAACCACCACUGCCCAACCGACCACCACCACCACCACGGCUCCUCUGACAACAACCACCACUGCCCCACCGACCACCACGACCACGGCUCCUCCGACAACAACCACUACUGCCCCAACAACCACCACCACCGCGGCUCCUCCGACAACAACCACCACAACCACCACUGCCCCACCGACCACCACGACUCCUCCUACAACAACUACCCCUGCCCCACCGACCACCACCAUGGCUCCUCCUACAACAACCACCACUGACCCACCGACCACUACCACAACGGCACCUCCCACGACCACCACUGCCCCACCGACCACCAGCACGGCUCCUCCUACAACAACCACCACUACCCAACCGACAACCACCACCACCACGGCUCCUCCUACAACAACCACCACUGCCCCACCGACCACCACCACCACGGCUCCUCCGACAACAACCACCACUGCCCCACUGACCACCAUUACCACCACCACCACGGCUCCUCCUACAACAAUUACCACUGCCCAAACGACCACCACCACAACAGCUGCUCCGACAACAACCACCACUACCCCACCGACCACCACCACGGCUCCUCCUGCAACAACCACCACUGCCCCACCGACCACCUCCACCACCACCACCACCACGGCUCCUCUGACAACAACUACCACUGACCCACCUACCACCACGACCACGGCUCCUCCGACAACAACCACCACUGCCCCACCGACCACCAGCACGGCUCCUCCUACAACAACCACCACUACCCAACCGACAACCACUACCACCACCACGGCUCCUCCUACAACAACCACCACUGCCCCACCGACCACCACCACCACGGCUACUCCGACAACAACCACCACUGAUCCAGCAACCACCACCACAACAGCUGCUCCGACAACAACCACCACUGCCCCACCGACCACCACCACCACGGCUCCUCCGACAACAACCACCACUGCCCCACCGACCACCACGACUCCUCCUUCAACAACUACCCCUGCCCCACCAACCACCACCACAACAGCUGCUCCGACAACAACCACCCCUGCCCCAGCGACCACCACCAUGGCUCCUCCUAUAACAACCACCACUGCCCCACCGACCACUACCACAACGGCACCUCCCACGACCACCACUGCCCCACCGACCACCACCACAACGGCUCCUCCGACAACAACCACCACUGCCCAACUGACCACCAUGACCACCACCACCACGGCUCCUCCUACAACAAUUACCACUGCCCAAACGACCACCACCACGACAGCUGCUCUGACAACAACCACCACUGCCCCACCGACCACCAACAUGACGGGUCCUCCGACAACAACCACCACUGCCCGACCGACCGCCACCACAACAGCUGUUCCGACAACAACCACCCCUGCCCCACCGGCCACCACCACGGCUCCUCUUACAACAACCACCACUCCCCAAACGACCACCACCACCACCACCACGGCUCCUCUGACAACAACCACCACUGCCCAACCGACCACCAACACCACGGCUCCUCCGACAACAACCACCACUGCCCCACCGACCACCACCACCACAGAUCCUACUACAACAACCACCACUGCCCAACCGACCACCACCACCAUCACCACGGCUCCUCUUACAACAACCACCACUGCCCCACCGACCACCACUACCGACCACCAACACAACAGCUGCUCCGACAACAACCACCACUGCCCCACCGACCACCACCAUGGCUCCUCCUGCAACAACCACCACUGCCCCACCGACCACGGCUUCUCCGACAACAACCACUACUGCCCCAACAACCACCACCACCGCGGCUCCUCCGACAACAACCACCACAACCACCACUGCCCCACCGACCACCACGACUCCUCCUACAACAACUACCCCAGCCCCACCGACCACCACCAUGGCUCCUCCUACAACAACCACCACUGCCCCACCGACCACUACCACAACGGCACCUCCCACGACCACCACUGCCCCACCGACCACCACUCCUCCGACAACAACCACCACUGCCCCACCGACCACCAGCACGGCUCCUCCUACAACAACCACCACUACCCAACCGACAACCACCACCACCACCACGGCUCCUCCUACAACAACCACCACUGCCCCACCGACCACCACCAGCACGGCUCCUCCGACAACAACAACCACUGCCCCACCGACCACCACGACUCCUCCUUCAACAACUACCCCUGCCCCACCGACCACCACCACAACAGCUGCUCCGACAACAAGCACCCCUGCCCCAGCGACCACCACCAUGGCUCAUCCUAUAACAACCACCACUGCGCCACCGACCACUACCACAAUGGCACCUCCCUCGACCACCACUGCCCCACCGACCACCACCACAACGGCUCCUCCGACAACAACCACUACUGCCCCACUGACCACCAUGACCACCACCACCACGGCUCCUCCAACAACAAUUACCACUGCCCAAACGACCACCACCACGACAGCUGCUCUGACAACAACCACCACUGCCCCACCGACCACCACCACGACGGGUCCUCCGACAACAACCACCACUGCCCCACCGACCGCCACCACAACAGCUGUUCCGACAACAACCACCCCUGCCCCACCGGCCACCACCACGGCUCCUCCUACAACAACCACCACUCCCCAACCGACCACCACCACCACGGCUCCUCUGACAACAACCACCACUGCCCCACCGACCACCACCACCACGGCUCCUCCGACAACAACCACCACUGCCCCAAUCACCACUGCAACAACGGCACCUACAACAAUCACCCCUACCCCACCGACCACCAUCACGGCUCCUCCUACAACAACAACCACCACGGCCCAACCAACCACCACCACCACGGCUCCUCCAACAACAACCACGCCUGCACCACCGACCGCCACCACCACGGCUCCUCCUACAACAACCACCACUCCCCAACCGACGACCACCACCACCACCACGGCUCCUCUAACAACAACCACCACUGCCCCGCCGACCACCACCACGCAACCACCACUGCCCCACCGACCACCACCACGACUCCUCCGACACCAACCACCACUGCCCAACCGACCACCAUCACCACCACCACCACGGCUCCUCCUACAACAACGACCACUGCCCAACAAACCACCAUCACCACCACCACCACGGCUCCUCCUACAACAACGACCACUGCCCAACAAACCACCAUCACCACCCCCACCACGGCUCCUGUGACAACAACCACCACUGCCCCAACGACCACCACCACCACGGCUCCUCCUACAACAACCACCACUGCCCCAGCUACCACCACCACAACAGCUGCUCCGACAACAACCACCCCUGCCCCACCGACCACCACCACGGCUACUCCUACAACAACAACCACUGCACAACCGACCACCACCACCACGGCUCCACUGACAACAACCACCACUGCCCCACCGACCACCACCACGGCUCCUCCUACAACAAGCACCACUACCCAACCGACAACCACCACCACCACCACGGCUCCUCCUAAAACAACCACCACAGCCCCAGCGACCACCACCACAACAGCUGCUCCGACAACAACCACCACUGCCCCACCGACCACCACCACGACUCCACCUACAACAACCACCACUGCUCAACCGACUACCACCACCACCACCACGGCUCCUCUGACAACAACCACCACUGCCCCACCGACCACCACCACGGCUCCUCUGACAACAACCACCACUGCCCCAACGACCACAACCACAACAGCUGCUCCGACUACAACCACCACUGCCCAACCGACCACCACUACCACCACCACGGUUCCUCUGACAACAGCCACCACAGUCCCAACGACCACCACCCCCACGGUUCCUCUGACAACAACCACCACUACCCCACCGACGACUACCACAACGGCACCUCCCACGACCACCACUUCCCAACCGACCACCACCACCACGGCUCCUCCUACAACAACCACCACAGCCCCAGCGACCACCACCACAACAGCUGCUCCGACAACAACCACCCCUGCCCAACCGACCACCACCACGGCUGCUCCGACAACAACCACCAUUGCCCAACCGAUAACCACCACCACCACCACGGCUCCUCCUACAACAACCACCACUGCCCCAUCGACCACCAGCACGGCUCCUCCUACAACAACCACCACUGCCCAACCGACAACCACCACCACCACGGCUCCUCUGACAACAACCACCACUGCCCCACCGACCACCACCACCACGGCUCCUCUUACAACAACCACCACUGCCCCACCGACCACCACCACCACGACGACUCCUACAACGACCACACCUACCCCACCGACCAACACCACAACAGCUGCUCCGACAACAACCACCCCUGCCCCAGCGACUACCACCACGGCUCCUCCUACAACAGCCACCACUACCCCACCGACCACUACCACAACGACACCUCUCACGACCACCACUGCCCCACCGACCACAACCACCACGGGUCCUCUGACAACAACCACCACUGCCCCACCGACAACCACCACCACGACUCCUCCUACAACAACCACCCCUGCCCAACCGACCACCACCACGGCUACUCCGCCAACAACCACCAUUGCCCAACCGACCACCACCACCACGGCUCCUCCUACAACAACCACCACUGCCCCACCGACCACCAGCACGGCUCCUCCUACAACAACCACCACUGCCCAACAGACAACCACCACCACGGCUCCUCUGACAACAACCACCACUGCCCCACCGACCACCACCACCACGGCUCCUCUUACAACAACCACCACUGCCCCACCGACCACCACCACCACCACGACUCCUACAACAACCACCCCUACCCCACCGACCACCACCACAACAGCUGCUCCGACAACAACCACCCCUGCCCCAGCGACUACCACCACGGCUCCUCCUACAACAACCACAACUACCCCACCGACCACUACCACAACGGCACCUCCCACGACCACCACUGCCCAACCGACAACCACCACCACCACCACGACGACUCCUACAACAACCACCCCUACCCCACCGACCACCACCACCACGGGCACGGCUCCUCCUACAACAACCACCACUGCCCAACAAACCACCAUCACCACCACCACCACGGCUCCUGUGACAACAACUACCACUGCCCCACCGGCCACCACCACGGCUCCUCUGACAACAGCCACCACAGUCCCAACGACGACCACACCCACGGUUCCUCUGACAACAACCACCACUGCCCAACCAACCACCACCACCACCACGGCUCCUCCUACAACAACCACCACUGCCAAACCGACCACCAGCACGGCUCCUCCUACACAAACAACCACUGCCCAACCGACAACCACCACCACCACCAGGGCUCCUCUGACAACAACCACCACUGCCCCACCGACCACCACCACCACGAGCCCCAACGACCACCACGACCACCAUUUCUCCUCCUACAACAACCACCACUGCCCCACCGACCACCACGACCACGGCUCCUCCGACAACAACCACCACUGCCCCACCGACCACCACCACGGCUCCUCCUACAACAACCACCACUCUGCUCCGACAACAACCACCACUGCCCAACCGACCACCACCACGGCUGCUCCGACAACAACCACCAUUGCCCAACCGACAACCACCACCACCACCACCACGGCUCCUCUGACAACAACCACCACUGCCCCACCGACCACCACCACCACGGCUCCUCUUACAACAACCACCACUGCCCCACCGACCACCACCACCACGACGACUCCUACAACGACCACACCUACCCCACCGACCACCACCACAAUAGCUGCUCCGACAACAACCACCCCUGCCCCAGCGACUACCACCACGGCUCCUCCUACAACAGCCACCACUACCCCACCGACCACUACCACAGCGGCACCUCCCACGACCACCACUGCCCCACCGACCACCACCACCACGGGUCCUCUGACAACAACCACCACUGCCCCACCGACAACCACCACCACCACCACGACUCCUCCUACAACAACCACCCCCGCCCAACCGACCACCACCACGGCUGCUCCGCCAACAACCACCAUUGCCCAACCGACCACCACCACCACCACCAUGGCUCCUCCUACAACAACCACCACUGCCCCACCGACCACCAGCACGGCUCCUCCUACAACUACCACCACUGCCCCACCGACCACCACCACCACGACGACUCCUACAACAACCACCCCUACCCCACCGACCACCACCACAACAGCUGCUCCUACAGCAACCACCACUGCCCCAGCUUCCACCACCACCACGGCUGCUCCGACAACAACCACCAUUGCCCAACCGACCACCACCACGGCUCCUCCUACAACAACCACCACUGCCCAACCGACAACCACCACCACCACCACGGCUCCUCUGACAACAACUACCACUGCCCCACCGACCACCACCACCACAACUCCUCCUACAUCAACCACCACUGCCCAACCGACCACCAUCACCACCACGGCUCCUCCUACAACAACCACCACUGCCCAACAAACCACCAUCACCACCACCACCACGGCUCCUGUGACAACAACUACCACUGCCCCACCGACCACCACCACAACAGCUGCUCCGACAACAACCACCCCUGCCCCAGCGACUACCACCACGGCUCCUCCUACAACAACCACCACUACCCCACCGACCACUACCACAACGGCACCUCCCACGACCACCACUGCCCCACCGACCACCACCACCACGGCUCCUCCUACAACAACCACCACUACUCAACCGACUACCACCACCACCACCACCUCCACGGCUCCUCUGACAACAACCACCACUGCCCCACCGACCACCACCACGGCUCCUGUGACAACAACUACCACUGCCCCACCGGCCACCACCACGGCUCCUCUGACAACAGCCACCACAGUCCCAACGACCACCACCCCCACGGUUCCUCUGACAACAACCACCACUGCCCAACCGACCACCACCACGGCUCCUCCUACAACAACGACCACUGCCCCACCGACCACGAGCACGGCUCCUCCUACAACAACCACCACUGCCCAACCGACAACCACCACCACCACCACGGCUCCUCUGACAACAACAACCAGAGCCCCAAUGACCACCACCACCACGGCUCCUCUGACAACAACCACCACUGCCCCAACGACCACCACGGCUCCUCCUACAACAACCACCACUGCCCCAGCUACCACCACCACAACAGCUGCUCCGACAACAACCACCCCUGCCCCACCGACCACCACCACGGCUCCUCCUACAACAACCACCACAGCCCCAGCGACCACCACAACAACAUCUGCUCCGACAACAACCACCACUGCCCAACCGACCACCACCACGGCUGCUCCGACAACAACCACCAUUGCCCAACCGACCACCACCACCACCACGGCUCCUCCUACAACAACCACCACUGCCCAACCGACAACCACGACCACCACCACGGCUCCUCUGACAACAACUACCACUGCCCCACCGACCACCACCACCACGACUCCUCCUACAACAACCACCACUGCCCAACCGACCACCAUCACCACCACGGCUCCUCCUACAACAACCACCACUGCCCAACAAACCACCAUCACCACCACCACCACGGCUGCUGUGACAACAACUACCACUGCCCCACUGACCACCACCACAACAGCUGCUCCGACAACAACCACCCCUGCCCCAGCGACUACCACCACGGCUCCUCCUACAACAACCACCACUGCCCAACCGACCACCAGCACGGCUCCUCCUACAACAACCACCACUGCCCAACCGACAACCACCACCACCACCACGGCUCCUCUGACAACAACCACCACUGCCCCACCGACCACCACCACGACGGGUCCUAGGACAACAACCACCAGAGCCCCAACGACCACCAUUUCUCCUCCUACAACAACCACCACUGCCCCACCGACCACCACGACCACGGCUCCUCCGACAACAACCACCACUGCCCCACCGACCACCACCACGGCUCCUCCUACAACAACCACCACUGCUCAACCGACUACCACCACCACCACCACGGCUCCUCUUACAACAACCACCACUGCCCCACCGACCACCACCACGGCUCCUCUGACAACAACCACCACUGCCCCAACGACCACAACCACAACAGCUGCUCCGACAACAACCACCACUGCCCAACCGACCACCACUACAACCACCACGGUUCCUCUGACAACAGCCACCACAAUCCCAACGACCACCACCCCCACGGUUCCUCUGACAACAACCACCACUACCCCACCGACGACUACCACAACGGCACCUCCCACGACCACCACUUCCCCACCGACCACCACCACCACGGCUCCUCCUACAACAACCACCACAGCCCCAGCGACCACCACCACAACAGCUGCUCCGACAACAACCACCCCUGCCCAACCGACCACCACCACGGCUGCUCCAACAACAACCACCAUUGCCCAACCGACAACCACCACCACCACCACCACGGCUCCUCUUACAACAACCACCACUGCCCCACCGACCACCACCACCACCACGACUCCUACAACAACCACCCUUACCCCAACGACCACCACCACAACAGCUGCUCCGACAACAACCACCCCUGCCCCAGCGACUACCACCACGGCUCCUACAACAACCACCACUACCCCACCUACCACUACCACAACGGCACCUCCCACGACCACCACUGCCCCACCGACCACCACCACCACGGGUCCUCUGACAACAACCACCACUGCCCCACCGACCACCACGAAUCCUCCUACAACAAACACCACUGCCCAACCGACCACCACCACCACCACCACGGCUCCUCCGACAACAACCACCACAGCCCGAGCGACCACCACCACAACAGCUGCUCCGACAACAACCACCACUACCCAACCGACAACCACCACCACCACCACGGCUCCUCCUACAACAACCACCACUGGCCCACCGACCACCACUACCACCACCACGGUUCCUCUGACAACAACCACCACAGUCCCAACGACCACCAACCGCACGGUUCCUCUGACAACAACCACCACUACCCCACCGACCACUACCACAACGGCACCUCCCACGAUCACCACCACGGCUCCUCCUACAACAACCACCACUGCCCCAGCGACCACCACCACAACAGCUGCUCCGACAACAACCACCCCUGCCCCACCGACCACCACCACGGCUCCUCCUACAACAACAACCACUGCACAACCGACCACCACCACGGCUCCACUGCCAACAACCACCACUGCACCACCGACCACCACCACGGCUCCUCCUACAACAACCACCACAGCCCGAGCGACCACCACCACAACAGCUGCUCCGACAACAACCACCACUACCCAACCGACAACCACCACCACGGCUCCUCCUACAACAACCACCACUGCCCCACCGACCACCACUACACCGACCACCACCACCACCACCACCACGGCUCCUCCGACAACAACCACCACUGCCCCAACGACCACCACCACCACGGCUCCUCCUACAACAACCACCACUGCCCCAGCGACCACCACCACAACAGCUGCUCCGACAACAACCACCCCUGCCCCACCGACCACCACCACGGCUCCUCCUACAACAACAACCACUGCACAACCGACCACCACCACGGCUCCACUGACAACAACCACCACUGCACCACCGACCACCACCACGGCUCCUCCUACAACAACCACCACAGCCCGAGCGACCACCACCACAACAGCUGCUCCGACAACAACCACCACUACCCAACCGACAACCACCACCACGGCUCCUCCUACAACAACCCCCACUGCCCCACCGACCACCACUACCACCACCACCGUUCCUCUGACAAUAACCACCACAGUCCCAGCGACCACCACCCCCACGGUUCCUCUGACAACAACCACCACUACCCCACCGACCACUACCACAACGGCACCUCCCACGACCACCACUUCCCAACCGACCGCCACCACCACGGCUCCUCCUACAACAACCACCACAGCCCCAGCGACCACCACCACAACAGCUGCUCCGACAACAACCACCCCUGCCCAAACGACCACCACCACGGCUGCUCCGACAACAACCACCACAGCCCAAUCGACCACCACCACGCACGGCUCGUCCUACAACAACCACCACUGCCCAACCGACAACCACCACCACCACGGCUCCUCUGACAACAACCACCACUGCCCCACCAACCACCACCACCACGGCUCCUCUUACAACAACCACCACUGCCCCACCAACCACCAACACCACGACGACUCCUACAACAACCACUGCCCAACAAACCACCAUCACCACCACCACCACGGCUCCUGUAACAACAACUACCACUGCCCCACCGACCACCACCACAACAGCUGCUCCGACAACAACCACCCCUGCCCCAGCGACUACCACCACGGCUCCUCCUACAACAACCACCACUGCCCCACCAACCACCACCACCACGGCUCCUCCUACAACAACCACCACUGCCCAACCGACCACCAUCACCACCACCAACACGGUUCCUCUUACAACAUCCACCACUGCCCAACAGACCACCAUCACCACCACCACCACGGCUCCUGUGACAACAACUACCACUGCCCCACCGGCCACCACCACGGCUCCUCCUACAACAACCACCACUGCCCAACCGACCACCACCACCACAGCUCCUCUGACAACAACCACCACUGCCCCAACGACCACAACCACCACGGCUCCUCCUACAACAACCACCACUGCCCCAGCUACCACCACCACAACAGCUGCUCCGACAACAACCACCCCUGCCCCACCGACCACCACCACGGCUCCUCCUACAACAACAACCACUGCACAACCGACCACCACCACGACCACGGCUCCACUGACAACAACCACCACUGCCCCACCGACCACCAGCACGGCUCCUCCUACAACAACCACCACUGCCCCACCGACCACCACCACCACGGCUCCUCCGAUUACAACCACCACUGCCCCACCGACCACCACGACUCCUCCUACAACAACUACCCCUGCCCCACAGACCACCACAACAGGUGCUCCGACAACAACCAUCCCUGCCCCAGCGACCACCACCAUGGCUCCUCCUACAACAACCACCACUGCCCCACCGACCACUACCACAACGGCACCUCCCACGACAACAACUGCCCCACCGAUCACCACCACCACGGCUCCUCCGACAACAACCAACACUGCCCCACCGACCACCACCACAACGGCUCCUCCGACAACAACCACCACUGCCCCACUGACCACCAUCACCACCACGGCUCCUCCUACAACAAUUACCACUGCCCAAAUGACCACCACCACGACAGCUGCUCUGACAACAACCACCACUGCCCCACCGACCACCACCACCACCAUUUCUCCUCCUACAACAACCACCACUGCUCAACCGACCACCACCACCACAACGGCUCCUCCGACAACAACCACACCUGCCCCACCGACCCCCACCACCACGGCUCCUCCUACAACAACCACCACUGCCCCACCGACCACCACCACGCGACCACCACCACAACAGCUGCUCCGACAACAACCACCCCUGCCCCACCAACCACCACCACGGCUCCUCCUACAACAACAACCACUGCACAACCGACCACCACCACCACCACGGCUCCACUGACAACAACCACCACUGCCCCACCGACCACCAGCACGGCUCCUCCUACAACAACCACCACUGCUCAACCGACCACCACCACCACGGCUCCUCUGACAACAACCACCACUGCCCCAACGACCACCUCCUCGGCUCCUCUGACAACAACCACCACUGCCCCAAUGACCACAACCACAACAGCUGCUCCGACAACAACCACCACUGCCCAACCGACGACCACUACCACCACCACGGUUCCUCUGACAACAACCACCACAGUCCCAACGACCACCACCCCCACGGUUCCUCUGACAACAACCACCACUUCCCAACCGACCACCACCACGGCUCCUCCUACAACAACCACCACUGCCCCACCGACCACCAGCACGGCUCCUCCUACAACAACCACCACUGCCCAACCGACAACCACCACCACGGCUCCUCUGACAACAACCACCCCUGCCCCAGCGACUACCACCACUACCCCACCGACCACCACCACCACCACCACCACGGGUCCUCUGACAACAACCACCACUGCCCCACCGACCACCACCACAACGGCACCAACUACAACCACCACUUCCCCACCGACCAGCACGGCUGCUCCGACAACAACCACCACUGCCCCAACAACCACCACCACAACGGCACCAACUACAACCACCACUUCCCCACCGACCACCACCACGGCUGCUCCUACAACAACCACCAGUACCCCACCAACCACCACGGCUCCUCCUACAACAACAAACCCUGCCCCACCGACCACCACCACGGCUCCUCCGACAACAACCACCACUGCCCCACAACCCACCACGCCUUCUCCAACAACAACCACCACUGCCCCACCGACAAACACCACCACCACGGCUCCUCCGACAACCACCACCACUGCCCCACCGACCACCACCACCACCACCACGGCUCGACUGACAACCACCACCCCUACCCCACCGACCACCACAGGUCCUACUACAAUAAACACCACUGCCCCAACGACCACAACCACCAUGGCUCCUCCUACAACAAACACCACUGCCCCACCGACCACAACCACCAUGGCUCCUCCUACAACAACCACCACUGCCCCACCGACCACCACCAUGGCUCCUCCUACAACAACCACCACCACUGCCCAACCGACCACCACCACCACGGUUCCUCUGACAACAACCACCACUGCCCCAACGACCACCACGGUUCCUCUGACAACAAUCACCACUACCCCAACGACCACAACGGCACCUCCCACGACCACCACUGCCCCACCAACCACCAGCACGGCUCCUCCUACAACAACCACCACUGCCCAACCGACAACCACCACGACCACGGCUCCUCCUACAACAACCACCACUGCCCAACCGACCACCACCACCACCACGGCUCCUCCGACAACAACCACACCUGCCCCACCGACCCCCACCACCACGGCUCCUCCUACAACAACCACCACUGCCCAACCAACGACCACCACCACCGCGGCUCCUCUGACAACAACCACCACUGCCCCGCCAACCACCACCACGGCUCCGACUACAACAACCACCACUACCCCACCGACCACUACCACAACGGCACCUCCCACGACCACCACCACCACCACCACGGUUGCUCUGACAAAAACCACCACUGCCCCAGCGACCACCACCACAACAGCUGCUCCGACAACAACCACCCCUGCCCCACCGACCACCACCACGGCUCCUCCUACAACAACAACCACUGCACAACCGACCACCACCACCACCACGGCUCCACUGACAACAACCACCACUGCCCCACCGACCACCAGCACGGCUCCUCCUACAACAACCACCACUGCUCAACCGACCACCACCACCACGGCUCCUCUGACAACAACCACCACUGCCCCAACGACCACCUCCUCGGCUCCUCUGACAACAACCACCACUGCCCCAAUGACCACAACCACAACAGCUGCUCCGACAACAACCACCACUGCCCAACCGACGACCACUACCACCACCACGGUUCCUCUGACAACAACCACCACAGUCCCAACGACCACCACCCCCACGGUUCCUCUGACAACAACCACCACUUCCCAACCGACCACCACCACGGCUCCUCCUACAACAACCACCACUGCCCCACCGACCACCAGCACGGCUCCUCCUACAACAACCACCACUGCCCAACCGACAACCACCACCACGGCUCCUCUGACAACAACCACCCCUGCCCCAGCGACUACCACCACUACCCCACCGACCACCACCACCACCACCACCACGGGUCCUCUGACAACAACCACCACUGCCCCACCGACCACCACCACAACGGCACCAACUACAACCACCACUUCCCCACCGACCAGCACGGCUGCUCCGACAACAACCACCACUGCCCCAACAACCACCACCACAACGGCACCAACUACAACCACCACUUCCCCACCGACCACCACCACGGCUGCUCCUACAACAACCACCAGUACCCCACCAACCACCACGGCUCCUCCUACAACAACAAACCCUGCCCCACCGACCACCACCACGGCUCCUCCGACAACAACCACCACUGCCCCACAACCCACCACGCCUUCUCCAACAACAACCACCACUGCCCCACCGACAAACACCACCACCACGGCUCCUCCGACAACCACCACCACUGCCCCACCGACCACCACCACCACCACCACGGCUCGACUGACAACCACCACCCCUACCCCACCGACCACCACAGGUCCUACUACAAUAAACACCACUGCCCCAACGACCACAACCACCAUGGCUCCUCCUACAACAAACACCACUGCCCCACCGACCACAACCACCAUGGCUCCUCCUACAACAAACACCACUGCCCCACCGACCACAACCACCAUGGCUCCUCCUACAACAACCACCACUGCCCAACCGACAACCACCACGACCACGGCUCCUCCUACAACAACCACCACUGCCCCACCGACCACCACCACGGCUCCUCCUACAACAACCACCACUGCCCCACCGACCACCAGCACGGCUCCUCCUACAACAACCACCACUGCCCAACCGACAACCACCACCACGGCUCCUCUGACAACAACCACCCCUGCCCCAGCGACUACCACCACUACCCCACCGACCACCACCACCACCACCACCACGGGUCCUCUGACAACAACCACCACUGCCCCACCGACCACCACCACAACGGCACCAACUACAACCACCACUUCCCCACCGACCAGCACGGCUGCUCCGACAACAACCACCACUGCCCCAACAACCACCACCACAACGGCACCAACUACAACCACCACUUCCCCACCGACCACCACCACGGCUGCUCCUACAACAACCACCAGUACCCCACCAACCACCACGGCUCCUCCUACAACAACAAACCCUGCCCCACCGACCACCACCACGGCUCCUCCGACAACAACCACCACUGCCCCACAACCCACCACGCCUUCUCCAACAACAACCACCACUGCCCCACCGACAAACACCACCACCACGGCUCCUCCGACCACCACCACCACUGCCCCACCGACCACCACCACCACCACCACGGCUCGACUGACAACCACCACCCCUACCCCACCGACCACCACAGGUCCUACUACAAUAAACACCACUGCCCCAACGACCACAACCACCAUGGCUCCUCCUACAACAAACACCACUGCCCCACCGACCACAACCACCAUGGCUCCUCCUACAACAAACACCACUGCCCCACCGACCACAACCACCAUGGCUCCUCCUACAACAACCACCACUGCCCCACCGACCACAACCACCAUGGCUCCUCCUACAACAACCACCACCACUGCCCAACCGACCACCACCACCACGGUUCCUCUGACAACAACCACCACUGCCCCAACGACCACCACGGUUCCUCUGACAACAAUCACCACUACCCCAACGACCACAACGGCACCUCCCACGACCACCACUGCCCCACCAACCACCAGCACGGCUCCUCCUACAACAACCACCACUGCCCAACCGACAACCACCACGACCACGGCUCCUCCUACAACAACCACCACUGCCCCACCGACCACCACCACGGCUCCUCCUACAACAACCACCACUGCCCCACCGACCACCACCACGGCUCCUCCUACAACCACCACCACUGGCCAACCGACCACCACCACCACCACCACGGUUCCUCUGACAACAAUCACCACAACGGCUCCUUCAGCAACAACAACCACCAGAUAUGUUGUUUUCAGAUCCCUUCAAAGCAGUUUUACCAAGGACUUGUCGAAUUCAUCAUCUGAUGCUUUUAAAGACCGAUCUUUAUCUAUAAAGACACAGAUUGAACCUGCUUACAAAAACUCGUUCCCUUCCUUUUUCUCCUUGGCCAUUGUGAGCUUCAGUGAUCCCAACAACUACCACGGUGUCUCCAACAACAACAACAACAACAUCUCCUCCCACAACUACCACCACAGCUACAACAACUACCACAGUAGUACCCACAACAACAUCUGCUCCAACAACUACCACCACAACUACCACCACAGCUCCAACAACAACAACAUCUGCUCCCACAACUACCACCACAGCUCCAACAACAACAUCUGCUCCCACAACUACCAUGACAGCUACAACAACUGCCACAGUAGUGCCCACAAAAACAACAUCUGCUCCAACAACUACCAAAGCACCUCCAACAACCACUACUAUUGCUUUAAGUAG